ACACUUGAACAAUUGCAGUGUUUCGUGCAAGGUCAACUUCUUUGGUAGUUUUUUACAUAACCGCAUUCAUUAAUAAACGCAAUUUUCAUGUAGAAAGAAGCAAAAAAACACAAACAAAAGCGAAAAAAGACAAAACAAAAAGGACAAACCUAGAAAAGUAACAAAAAAAAAAAAUAAAUAUAAAUAUAUAUAUAUAUAUAAAGAAAAAUGCAAUUUAAUACUUUAAAUAUGAUCAACGGUAUUGGGCUGUUACUUAUUGUGGCCUGUUGUUUAUCUGUGGCCGAAAGUACAUUUGUGUGUCCUGUUCAGCAAGCGGAUGAUUCGUUUGCAUUGUUAUAUCCAUCGCCUACAAAUUGCAGCCAGUUUUACGAAUGUGUUCGCGGUGUAGCUCUACUCUACUCUUGCCCCGUAGAUUUACACUUUAAUAGCCGCCGAAAGGUUUGCGAUUACCCGCAAAGGGCAAAGUGUCAGUUGCUGCAGCGGACAGCUUAAAUGGAAAAUUCUCCCAACGCAGCCAUUCAAAUAAAUGACGGCAUUAUUUGACUUUAAAGGAUGAUUGCUUCUAUCUUCUUUUUCUUCUCCUUUUUUUUUUUUUUUUUCUUAUGUCUUUUCUGUUUUCAAUAUCAAU
Glossina fuscipes is the source of this 628-nucleotide messenger RNA. Its product is annotated as peritrophin-1-like. The transcript has 2 exons. The coding region runs from base 208 to 492 and encodes 94 amino acids. The record is from RefSeq and is a predicted model, not a curated record. Gene Ontology annotation, cellular component: extracellular region. Gene Ontology annotation, molecular function: chitin binding. NCBI's taxonomy places the organism in Eukaryota, Metazoa, Arthropoda, Insecta, Diptera, Glossinidae.